Leptopilina heterotoma is the source of this 1341-nucleotide messenger RNA. RefSeq lists its product as uncharacterized. Lineage: Eukaryota; Metazoa; Arthropoda; Insecta; Hymenoptera; Figitidae. The record is from RefSeq and is a predicted model, not a curated record. The coding region runs from base 1 to 1341 and encodes 446 amino acids. The transcript has a single exon.
AUGUUUCGACAAAUAUUAAUUGAUCCAAAACAUAUAGAUUAUCAGCGUAUCUUGUAUAAAUAUUCAGAAGGGAAAUUUUGUGCUUAUCAAUUACUUACUGUCACUUAUGGUACAGCAUGUGCACCAUAUUUGGCAAACAGAGUGAUAAAAAAAUUAGCACAAGAUGAGGGUAUGAAUUUUCCAUUGGCUAAAUCUAUUAUUGAGGAGGAUAUUUACGUUGAUGAUGUUUUCUUUGGUGGGGAUGACCUUGUAACUGCCAAGAAAACAAAGGAUCAAGUAAGUUAUUUAAUGAUGAGUGGGGGGUUACAUUUGCGUAAAUGGGCAUCUAAUAACAAAUCAUUGUUGAGUGGCUGUAUCUCAGAGAAACAUGAAAAAGCAUUGGAUAAGGAAUCUGCUGAAAACUCGCCUUUGAAAGUUUUGGGCUUGGGUUGGGAUCCAACAUCAGAUUGCUUUCGAAUUGGAGUAAGUCUUGAUUCUAUUGAAAUUCCUACUAAAAGGACUGUUUUGUCAGUUAUAGCAAAGUUGUAUAAUCCUCUUGGUUGGAUUUCUCUAGUUAUUGUUACAGCUAAGCUUAUCAUGCAGGAGUUAUGGUUGCGCAAAUUAAAUUGUGAUGAAAAGUUACCUAAUGAUUUGAUGAAACAAUGGUUUGAGUACUAUAAUCAGUUAGAGGUGUUAAAAAAUUUGGAAAUACCACGAUGGAUUGGUGCUGUAAUGAAAAAUUCGAAUAGUGAUUUGCAUGGAUUUGCUGAUGCGUCUAAUCAAGCCUACGCUGCAAAUGUUUACCUUCGUGUUGUUGAUGAGUUAAAUAAGGUUCACGUCACACUUUUAAUUUCAAAGUCUAGAAUUGCUCCUAUCACUUCAGUUAGCAUACCUAGGUUAGAAUUGUGCGCUGCUGUUCUGUUGUCUAGAAUUAUGAAAUUUGUUCUCGAAACUUUAAAGAUGCAGAGCCUUCCUCAUUAUUGUUACACUGAGUCAUGUGUGGUGUUGGCAUGGUUAGACAAGCAUCCUUCUCAUUGGAAACCUUUUGUAGCAAAUAGAGUAGCUUUAAUCGAUGAAUUAAUACCAAAAGCUAAAUGGCUUCACGUUUCUGCUAACAAUAAUGCAUCAGAUUGUGCAUCUAGAGGCUUAUUGCUAAUGGACAUAAUGGGUAAUUCCUUGUGGUGGGGAGGGCCUGAUUGGCUUUCUCAAAAAUCGAGUAAAAUGGAAAAGUUCACACUGGAAUCUACUGACUUGGAAAAGAAAGCGAUAAAAUCUCAUUGUGUGCAGGUUGAACGGAAUUUUCAUCAUGGCCUAAAUUAUUACGUGUUGUGGCUUACUGUUUUCGAUUCAUUAAUAAAUUAA